Molecule: messenger RNA, 1965 nt
Organism: Fonsecaea erecta
Lineage: Eukaryota; Fungi; Ascomycota; Eurotiomycetes; Chaetothyriales; Herpotrichiellaceae
Product: nucleolar protein 58
Exons: 1
Coding region: 1-1965 (654 amino acids)
Cellular component (GO): small-subunit processome; box C/D methylation guide snoRNP complex
Molecular function (GO): snoRNA binding
Source: RefSeq, a predicted model, not a curated record
AUGACCCUCCUCAUCCUCACCGAGACCUCCGCGGGCUAUGCCCUGCUCAAAGCCAAAGACAAGAAACUUCUCAAGCGGGACGACCUUGCUUCCGAACUGACCAGUGUCGAAAAUGUCACCUCUAUGCUCAAAUUGAAGGAAUUCCAAAAGUUUGAUAGCGCUGCGGCGGCACUCGAAGAAGCGGCCGCAAUCGUGGAAGGCAAAGUCACCCCGAAACUUUCCUCGCUGCUGGAUACCUUGAAAGACGAGAAGAAGAUUUCUCUGGCUGUCGCAGACCCAAAACUGGGAAACGCGAUCGGAAAGAUUCCAGGCUUGGAGAUCAAAGCCAUUGCCGAUUCUACCACUGCCGACCUGUAUCGAGCCAUCCGAGAAUACCUGCCGUCUCUCAUUCCUGGUCUAUUGCCGGAGGAUGUCAAGACAAUGUCCCUGGGUCUUUCGCAUUCUCUGGCGAGGCACAAGCUCAAGUUCUCUCCUGACAAAAUCGAUGUCAUGAUUGUACAAGCAAUUGGCCUGCUGGACGACUUGGAUAAAGAGCUGAACACAUAUGCUAUGAGAGUCAAGGAAUGGUAUGGGUGGCACUUCCCGGAGAUGGCAAAGAUACUGAACGACAACCUCGCAUAUGCCAAAGUAGUGUUGAAGAUGGGCAUGCGGACGAACUGGGAGAAUUGCGACCUGGCCGAAAUUCUGCCUGAAGAGAUUGAAGCUGCAGUCAAGGCUGCUGCGGACAGAUCAAUGGGAACGGAAAUCACAGACGAAGAUUUGGAGAACAUCCAAAGCUUGGCCGAGCAGGUGGUGCAGUUUACAGAAUAUCGUACACAACUUGCCAGCUAUCUUACGGCAAGGAUGACAGCGAUCGCCCCCAAUCUAACAACUCUUGUCGGUGAUCUUGUGGGUGCGCGACUCAUUGCCCACGCUGGAAGUCUGAUGAACCUGUCCAAAAGCCCCGCGAGUACGAUACAAAUCCUUGGAGCCGAAAAGGCACUGUUCCGCGCAUUGAAGACAAAGCACGACACUCCUAAAUAUGGUCUCAUCUACCAUGCCUCUUUGAUUGGCCAAGCCACCGGCAGAAACAAAGGCAAGAUGGCCAGAAUACUUGCCGCCAAAGCUGCACUCGGACUGAGAGUCGAUGCGCUGCAAGAAUGGGGCGAUGACGAAGUCAACAUUCCCGAAGACGAAAAGGCCGCUCUUGGCCUAUCCGCACGAGCGAACCUUGAGCGCAAACUUGCUGCUAUGGAGGGCAAGCCGCUCAAACCUCGCGGAGUCGCUAUUGCUCCUAACGGAGUGUCUACCACGCCGCAGCCAAAGAAAUGGGAGAUCAAGGAAGCACGGAAAUACAACCCAGAUGCCGAUGGGUUGGCUGGUGAUGAGGCCCCAGCUAAAGAAGAGAGGAAGUCAAAGAAGGAUAAGAAAAGCAAGGAAGCCAAGAAGCUCAUUGAGGAGGUUUCGGAGGAUGUGGAUAUGAAAGAAGACGGCGAGUUGGAUAUGGAUGAAGCGGAGUCACAACCCGACGAACCGAUAACUGCUGCCGAGGUUGAAGCCAUAGUACCGUCCGCCGUCAACGGGGUGAAUGGCUCAUCCAAAAAGGAGGCCAAGAAGGCUGAAAAGGAAAGAAAACAUGCAGAGAAAGCUGCUCGCAAGGCUGCGAAGAAAGAAAAGAAGGCCGAAGCAGAAAAGGCGGCAACGGCUGGCCACGAGGACAAGAUCGAAGCAUAUGCUGCCCAAUGUGGAUUGAGCGUGGAAAGAUACAAGAGGAAGCUGGCAAAAGGCGAGAUCCAGUUCCAAGAAGACGGCACACCGGCAGUCGUCUCGAAGAAGGACAUCAAGAAGGCUAAGAAGGCGGCGGAGAAAGCGGCGGCAAAGGAGGCAAAUGGGGAGGUUGAGGGGUCCAAGAAGCGGAAACGAGUGGAAGAAGAUGCCGAUAUCUCCAAGUCCGAGAAGAAAAAGAAGCGGAAAGAGAAGGCAUAA